AAAAUUGUCAUUUGUAACGCGGAGAUGGACUCAUCAAGUGCUUCCUCAUCCUCCACAACAUUCUUAUUACCAGACAGCCCGCCUCCGGAGAGGAAGCUGAACUACUGGGAGCAGCAGAAGAAGCAGCAGAAAAGCCUCAGCUCAGCUGCCACCUCUGCUCCUACAGCUGUUGCCUCCACCUCUGGCGCCUCCUCAGAUCCCUUGAAGAAACAAGGGAUCUUUGUACGUGAGGAGGAUUCCUCCAUCAUCAUCCCAGACAGCAGCCCUCUCCCGCAAGCUACUUGGGCACCACGCCGAGCGGCCCUCACAUCGGUACCCGCCCCCAAGCAGUCAGUGAAGCGGAGGUUGUUUGUCGACGACGACGAUGACGAGCCCGACGUCCUCACUCAAUCAAAGAUACGAGUGCAGCUACAGGAGGCGCAAGACAGCUCAAUAAUGUCUCUGUUACGGGAGACGGAGGAGGGGGAGGAGGAGGAUGAAUUGGACAGGGAGACAGACGACUUUAUUCGAAUUAUAAAUUCUAGAUGUGAAAAACCCUGGACGCCUCUGCAGGAAUUGGAGGAGGGGUUACCAUACCCCAUCGUGGACGUGCGGGAGGCGUCCAACCAACAUGGACGUAGCAUCAUCUUAAAACUAUACACUCCCAGAAUGAGGUCGACUGAGGUUUAUCUUCCGGAACGGUUUUCCGAAAUUGUAUCCUCGAACGAUAUUGAGAAGUUCAAAAAGAACUGCACAAAAUCUUGCCUUUUAGUCAAACAUGUUAAUGCUAGAUGGUCCGACAUAAAGAUUGUAAGUAAAAAUUGUUAAUAAUCUUGGGGCCCAUCUAGCAUUAACAUAUAUAUAUAUAUACAAAACAUGUAUCAUAUUUAUAAUUUACUUGUUAUAUGUAUCCAAUAUCUAUAAUAUCAAUAACAUUAAAAAAAAAUAGUUUGUUAUUCUAUAAAACCGGAACGGUUUUCCGAAAUUGUAUCCUCAAACGAUAUUGAGAAGUUCAAAAAGAACUGCACAAAAUCUUGCCUUUUAGUCAAACAUGUUAAUGCUAGAUGGUCCGACAUAAAGAUUGUAAGUAAAAAUUGUUAAUAAUCUUGGAGCUUAUCUAGCA
Nilaparvata lugens (brown planthopper) is the source of this 1102-nucleotide messenger RNA. RefSeq lists its product as uncharacterized. The record is from RefSeq and is a predicted model, not a curated record. The transcript has 2 exons. Bases 25 to 807 code for a protein of 260 amino acids. Lineage: Eukaryota; Metazoa; Arthropoda; Insecta; Hemiptera; Delphacidae.